GGCGCCAGCGGCGUGGGCAAGACCGCGCUAGUGGUGCGGUUCCUCACGCGGCGCUUCAUCGGCGACUACGAGCGGAACGCGGGUAAUCUUUACAGCAGACAGAUCCAACUAGAUGGAGAGACCCUUGCUAUUCAAGUGCAAGACACACCAGGAAUUCAGAUCCACGAACACACUCCAGAUUGUAAUGAACAGUUGAACAGGUGCAUUCGAUGGGCAGAUGCUGUUGUGAUUGUCUUCUCCAUCACAGAUUAUAAGAGCUAUGAACUGCUUAGUUACCUGCACCAGCACAUUCGACAGUUGCAUCCAGGAAACACUAUCCCUGUUGUCAUUGUAGCAAACAAAGCUGAUCUCUUGCAUAUUAAAGAAGUAGAGCCACAGCAUGGACUUCAAUUGGCCAACGUGCUGGGUUGUGCUUUUUAUGAGGUGUCUGUCAGUGAAAACUAUAAUGAUGUCUUCAAUGCCUUCCAUGUCCUCUGUAAAGAAGUUAGUAAACAACAAAUAACAAGCACCCCUGAGAGAAGAAGAACCUCUCUCAUACCAAGGCCAAAGUCUCCCAACAUGCAGGAUCUGAAGAGAAGAUUCAAGCAAGCUUUGUCUGCUAAAGUGAGGACUGUUACUUCUGUUUGAAAAUAAAGCUUGGUGGGCUUUUGUCUUCCCACCAGUCAGUCUUUAAGGUCCAGCUGUGGAAGGUUAACCACUGGCACUGUAGAGUCCAAGGAACAUGAAUGAAAGAAGCAAGGUUCAGAUGUUCUUUUGAAUCACUGUAGAAAUAAGACGUUAAAGGAGGAAUGAAGUUGAAGCAAGCUUGAACGAGCUCCUGAAAUGGUUCUUGAUCUAAGUGGUAGAACACACAUAUCUUUGUUUUGAAACAGAACUUUUCAAUGAGUAAAACAAUCUUGUCUGUCUCUCCUGUGGUGGGACAAGCUUGGCUUGAUGUUUUGUAUGACCAUGUAUCCCUUGAACUGUAACUCAACCAUAGAUGGGUGACAGAGAAAUCCUCAUGAAUUUUUUUUUUAAAGCUUACUGAUUUGGAAGUAACCACUUACCUUAGCUUGUUUUCAGAAGUGAAUGAGGGACAGCAUGACAUGGCUCUCUGUGUUCUUAUUGUGUAGUACAGUCUUACCAAUGUAUUUUAAAGCACAAAUACAAACUUGCUUUGUGAAGUAAGUGUUAAAUGAGUGCAUGUGACUGGGUUUCAUGACUAUAAACAGUGCUACUCUUUUUACUAGCUAUGUUAAUGACAGCUUGACUGGACUUUUUGUACACAGAUCUGUUAUGCACAGGGUGUAAACGUACUUUUAUUACAAUAACUUGUUUUUUACUGUAUGAAAAAUACUGUUCAGAUUCACUUUCAAAUGUGCUCAACUGAUAAAGCACUGUGGCUUUCCCAUCCAAGUGCUGAAUGAUAGCCCUUAACUGCCAGUUGAAACUCUUAAUUUCCCUUGCUCUUUUUUCUAUGGACCAGACAUAGAAAGAGUCAUUGUUUAUGGAUUCAGUUUGUAGAUGAUAAACAUUGCUGGUUCUGGGUAAUGAAGCUGAGUUUGUUGUCAGCUGAGACCCUACUCUUUACACACAUGGCAGACUUACACAUUUUUACUUUGAGCCAGUGGAGUUUGAGUUCAUGGGUGAAAGGCCUUAUACAAAUGCACUUUAAAAAACAGUUGUACUUUUGCUUAAACUGUAAUUUAUUUAUUUUGUGUACAACCGCUCCUUACAUGGAGCAGACUCUUCACUCCUAGUCUGUUUCAGUAUUAAAUUGUUUUUUGAAAUCCA
Alligator sinensis (Chinese alligator) is the source of this 1773-nucleotide messenger RNA. It is a transcript of the gene RASL11B, whose product is annotated as RAS like family 11 member B. Gene Ontology annotation, molecular function: GTP binding; GTPase activity. The transcript is spliced from 4 exons. The record is from RefSeq and is a predicted model, not a curated record. The annotation marks the transcript as partial. Lineage: Eukaryota; Metazoa; Chordata; Crocodylia; Alligatoridae.